UCAUGUAACAUGAAAGUGAAUUUUCCACGCCAUGGUUAUUACUAGCGAGUCGAAAAUAUUGACAUUGGGCGUGGUGUUGGCGGCGGUAGGCCUGUUGAUGUCCUACCUAAAACGAAGGUGUGGUCCAGACGAUGCGGAAGAUAGUGAUAAUAUUAGGAAGCAAAUGCACGAUGGAGGAAGCGCCCCUUCCACUUCCGCUUCCACCUCCAGUUCCGCUUCCGCCUCCUUUCGAAGCCGUCUGGGUCAGCCCAAGAAGACGAAUCUCACCAGACAUGGGCCGGACAGACAGCGGAAAGCAGCGCGCUCAUUGGUGGACACUCUACGGAGAAUCCACUACUACGAGCGGCGUGUUUCUGCUCUGAACUCGGCGGAGCAGACAAUUAUAUAUUUAGAUCUAGCCAUGGCCGACGACCUGUCCAUACAAUUAUGUAACGAGGACCCGGAUGUCGUGAACAAUUACGGAACAGAUAUUGACAGAGAAGCGACGAUGCGAGAGAUCGACUGGGACACUGCCAGAAAGAUCUUAAAACGGUUACAGUCCGAAAACAAAAUCGUCCCGGAAGCCAUCGACGUUUUCGACCAAUGGCUGAAGACCCUGUCCCUGCCCGAGGACCCCAGUCCGCCCGUAGCAGACGACAGCGAUGUGAAAAUAUUCAUGGUGUGGUACCAGGAACGUCGAUCUAAAAAUCAUGGCCAAUGGUUGGAGCCGCCCUGCGAUUUUACUCGGAUUUCACAUCUCUUGGAACACCCGUCCGUCUUGAACGGCUUGACGCACAGCCGAGGUUUGAUCUGGCUGACGACGUCACAGAUGGACUGCGUGAAAUGUUACGACGAGCAGCGUCAAGCUGACACACAGUGUGGCGAGCAGCGUCAAGCUGACACACAGUGUGGCGAACAGACUCCAACAGUCUCUGGGGUGGAGUCGGUAGCGAUCGGCGAUCAUCCCCAUGAGGCAUUGGUGCAAAGGGUGUCGUUCUUUACUCCGCCCCCUUCUACGGACGAUCCGUUUUUUCUCGAGCAGCUGCGAACUAUGGUCCCGCUAGAAGACCCGUCUCAGGUCUAUACCAUGGACUGGGUGGGGAGCGAAGGAGUUUCCGAGGACUUGUCGCUGCCCUACGUGUCCCCUUUAACCAGUCGCGACCGGUUUUCGCCCAGUGUGGUCCGGCUCUGGGCUCCGGUCUUCAGAUCGGCGCAGAGAGCCGAGUAUCACGUGACCAGAAUUGGCACCCGGUUUGAGAAUCUGUGGGAGUCUCGAUUUCGGUUUAUUUAUAACGUGAACUUGUCCAAUACGCCAGUACCUGGCACUUACAGCUACUUCCACCCGGUUUAGGCGUAUAGUAACACGUUACGAGAGAGAAGGGGGAGGGAGUGGGGAAGAGAGAGAGAGGUGUGGG
Gigantopelta aegis is the source of this 1394-nucleotide messenger RNA. RefSeq lists its product as uncharacterized. Bases 32 to 1330 code for a protein of 432 amino acids. Lineage: Eukaryota; Metazoa; Mollusca; Gastropoda; Neomphalida; Peltospiridae. The transcript has 2 exons. The record is from RefSeq and is a predicted model, not a curated record.